Molecule: messenger RNA, 855 nt
Organism: Vollenhovia emeryi
Lineage: Eukaryota; Metazoa; Arthropoda; Insecta; Hymenoptera; Formicidae
Exons: 3
Coding region: 1-855 (284 amino acids)
Source: RefSeq, a predicted model, not a curated record
AUGACACAGCAGCCGCGCGACAGCGCCGCGCAACAACGUCCCGACAAACGCGGAGCACUCGACGGCGACAAAAGCCGACACCCGCCCCUCGCCCCGCGCACCCUCACCCACGCGGCGAAACUCCGCACGUCAGGAACCGCGCCGGACACGACGCCCACGAUCCGCACGUCACCUGGGGAUCGCCCGCGCACGCACGACCACGCCCGAGCACCCCGCGCACGGAGAGGCCGACCCCAGCCUCCAGCACACUCGUUGAGCCCCGGCACGAGGCCCCCCGCAGCUCCAAGGCACGAGUCCGACGCGCCACCUCCGACACUUGCUGCGGCUCAAGGCGACCCCGCCGAUCGCCGCCACCAAUGUCCCGGCUCUAGCACACCUCGCGGAACACCCCCCUGCACUCGCGGACCCCCGGAGGGCCACGCACUCCCCGCAGAGGACGCCGAACGAGGAGGCGAUCCGACACGUCACGGCGCGAACGACAAUAUGGUGACUCUACUGCCGCGCCCUACCGCCGCGUUCACAUCACCUAGGGAAAAACCGCCGCUAAAGCGGCGUUAUGUCACGCACAAAGACGCGCAAAACUGCCGCGCCGACGGACACGAGCGGCCAGCGGCCACCGCACCCCGCGGCCAGCACGACACCGCGAAUCACCACGGCUUUGAAGAAAGCGCGGGAUCGCCCGUCACCCGCGCAAAAGACGCUACACUACGUAGCCCGUCCCGAAGACGAGCACGAGCACGCCGCACGGGGCCAAGGCACACGGUGCACGACGACCACCAACCACCCGACCGCGGCACACACAACGACGUAAAGGCGUCCCUUAAACAGGCCCAGAAGGGCACCGCGACUGUAUAA